CCGAUCUGCAUCCUGCGUUGGCAGUUGGUGUUGAGCUUCCUGCCAUCAUCACAACGCCACUUCUUCACAAUAUCCCAGACGUACCGAAAGAGCUGCUCCUUGCAGCACGGCCCUCGCAGUAGCAACAUCGCACAUCGCAUAUCGCACCGUGGUAUCGAGGGAACCAUGAAGCGGCGAUGACGCAGACAGCAUCGCGCGAGACCAAUUUCCCGCAGACGCAGCCACCAACAUCGAAAGCGACCUCCACCGUCCCAGCGGCCCCCGGAGGUAACCUGUCAAUUCUCCCUCGUGCGACUGCCACCCGCCCCACCGAGACACCAAAGCAUGCGCCUGAUACAACCUCCGACAAAGCCACCGCGGCCUUCAUUCGACGCACCCUUUGCGCUCAUAACGUCCUCUUGGGCAAUGGCGAGAAGGGCCGGAACACGCCCCUCCCCAUCGAUGAGCUGCUUCCGCCGCUGACGAGCUCCAACGACGUUGAUCUGCAGCUCUACGCGAUUAUUGCCGUAAUCAUCAAGGAGUUUGUGUACACCUGGUACUCCAAGAUUACGCCGGAUCAGGUCUUCGUGAACGAGGUGAUCCAGGUCAUUGCACACUGUACGCGAGCACUGGAGCAACGCCUACGCAAGGUCGAUCUGGAGGCACUGCUGCUGGAUGAGAUUCCCGAGCUGCUGGAGGCUCAUGUGAAUGCCUACCGCAUUUCGCACCAAAGCCUACAUCACAAUCCGCUAGUCUCACAUCCUCGUAGUAUCUACCACACGCUCCACCCGCAUCCUGCGCUCUCGCCUGUGCCGCUCGAAUCGGACCCCACAAGCGUCGCUGCGCAGCAGCAGAAUGAGGCGGCAUGGCGCCAAUUGGUCGUCCAGGGCGUACUGGCUGUGCUGCUGCCAACUGAAGACCUGGAGAAUGGGUGCUUGCGGCUGCUAGUGGCAGAAAUCUUCGCUGAGAUGAUAGUCGGCAACGGCAUCAGCGAGAAAGCGUGCGAGGGCUGGUUGCUCUGGGAGGGUAUCACGAGCAUUGCUGAGGUCCUACAAGCGGGCGCCGACGCGGACGACAUGUCAUCAAAAGAGAUGAAGCCAGAGCAAACAAUGAGCCGUCUGGAGCGGUACGGGCUGCUUUCGUCAUCCGUCGAGGAGGCCGCUGAGCCUGUCAAGGGCCGCACGACGCCAUCGAGCAGUCAUGGGAGCGCGUCGACGUCGGUGGCCAGGGCGUUCUGGCUGGCGGUCCAAUACGCAUUUUUGGCGUGUACUGCGCUGCGAGCCGUCAUGGUGGCUCUCGCGACAAGCUCGUCGCUCCCGCCGAGAUCUGUGGCAGGAGUCAGUGCCCCGGCCUCCGCAGAAGAGCAUCGCCGAUUGCUGCCGCAACCAGCAGCCGGUGCUGCAGAGGGCGGCCACGGGGCCGGGAAGCGGGCCAUGGUCAGCAUGAAUGUGUGGUCGUGCGGCGCGCGAUUGCUGUCGCUGGAGCGUCGCAUGCCAUGGCUGGCGGGCGCGGUCGCGCUGCUGCACUGGCUGGUGGUGCGCGGGCCGGGCAGGGUGGGUGAUACAGACGGUGUAUUGGACAGGCUGCUCUUGCACACCUUCCACACUCGCGUCCUCAACCCUUCCAACAUACCCCCGCUCCUGCGCACCGUCCGCGCAACCCUCUUCCCCAACAACGGCCUCGCGCCCCCACGGCAGCCUCCCACCCCCGCCGAGGCCCAGGCAAUCAAGCGCCGGUGCGCCGCCACGUUGCUGGCGCUGCUGCCGGGCCCCGUCGCGGCCACCUUGUACGCGACGCGGCAGCCCGACCAGAUGCGGCGCCAGGUCGAGGCGGCGCUGCUCGACCCGCUCGGCGACGCUUACCUCAACAAGCAUCUGGUUUUUGCUAUCCUGGAGCUCGUUGUCGUGAGGCUGGUGCCCGAGCUGGCGGAGAAGGGCGUUGUGGAGCUAAUGGAGGAGCGGCUGGGGUAGUAGUACGUAGUCCCUAUUGAUUACAGAGUGGCUUGAGAGACAAUUCUAAGAAAAAAAAUCGGUUACAUAAUUGCGGGCAAAUUGGACGCCUCAU
This is a messenger RNA of Mytilinidion resinicola, 2043 nucleotides long. RefSeq lists its product as uncharacterized. Gene Ontology annotation, cellular component: late endosome; extrinsic component of endosome membrane; early endosome. The coding region runs from base 177 to 1949 and encodes 590 amino acids. Gene Ontology annotation, biological process: early endosome to late endosome transport; protein targeting to lysosome; endosome to lysosome transport. Lineage: Eukaryota; Fungi; Ascomycota; Dothideomycetes; Mytilinidiales; Mytilinidiaceae. The record is from RefSeq and is a predicted model, not a curated record. Gene Ontology annotation, molecular function: phosphatidylinositol binding. The transcript is spliced from 3 exons.